Messenger RNA from Papilio polytes (common Mormon), 1863 nucleotides. Its product is annotated as ring-infected erythrocyte surface antigen-like. The transcript has 3 exons. Bases 526 to 1764 code for a protein of 412 amino acids. NCBI's taxonomy places the organism in Eukaryota, Metazoa, Arthropoda, Insecta, Lepidoptera, Papilionidae. The record is from RefSeq and is a predicted model, not a curated record.
AGGGUGCGGGAGGCGGCGCGCGUGGGGGGAGGGGACGCUCCCAUAUUACCAUAUUUCUGGUUCAGGUACAGAGACGCUGGAUUUCUGACUAAGCAAGACUUAGACACAGUUCUCAAAACGUUAUACAACUCUGAAGCAUCAGGAUUCAUUAUUUGGGGAAGUUCCAACGAUGUUAAUACUGUUAGCAAAUGUAAUAAACUACAAGAAUACGUAAAUAAAACAUUAGGACCUGCUAUCGCUAAAUAUGCUAAAUAUAGCGUGAGAUUAAUUGAAGAAACUACAACUGUAAUAUCAGAUACAACAGAAACUGAAAAUAGCACUAAUAAUUUAAAUGACACUAUAGAUGUACAUAAUUCUAAUGAAACAAAUCAAUCUAUAACAACAGUGAAAAACUCUAAUAAAACUAUAAACAUUAAACUAGAUAAUGUAGAAAUUCAAAUAGACCCAUAUGAAACUGUACCGCAAGAAUAUGAAGGGAAUAUCGUACAAGAAGUUGAAGAUGAAUUGAAUAAUAAAUCCGAAUAUAUGAUAUCUGAAAUUGUUGAUGACAUCAAAGAUAUAAAUAACAAAGAUAAACACGAUCUUGUAGAAAUAUUCAUGAAUUUGAUGAAUUCAAAAAAUAAAACUGAUUUAGAAGCAAAAGAUAAUUCAACGGUUUAUAAAUUAGUGCCGUUUUUAACUUAUUUUUCAAUAUCAAAUAACACUGAAGUGAAUAAAAAUAAUUCUGUCGAUUUUAAUGAAGAAACUGCUGCUCCAAUUGUAAAUGAUUUCACAACAGAAACAUCAGUAACGUACAAAGAUAAUGAUUAUAAUGAAGUUAACACCAUAUUAUAUGAAUUAAAUAAUUUAGUUGAUGUAAAACAAACAUCUGAUAGUGAAUAUACAAAUACAGAACAAACAACACAAGAAAUAGUAACAGAGAUAGAAAUACAAACAAAUAGACUAAACAAUGAUAUUAAUAAGGACACAUCUAACAGUGAAAGAUAUACAAAUACAGAACAAACAACACAAGAAAUUGAGUCAAUUACAGAGCAAAAUAUACUAAAUAAUGAUGUUCCUGAAAUAGAAACAUCUAAAAGUGAAAUUUAUACAAAUACAGAACAAACGACACAAGAAAUUGAGUUAAAUACAGAACAGAACACAAUAAAUGAUGAUGUUUCUAAAACAGAAACAUCUAAAAGUGUAUAUACAGAACAAACUACACAAGAAAUUGAAACCGAGUUAGGCACAGAACAAGAUACAAUAAAUAGCAAAACAACUAAAUACUUCAGUACAACUGAAGCAUAUUCCACAACAGAAAUAAACAGUGAAGAAAAUAUAUCUAUCACAACAAAAUAUACUGAAAGUACAACAGAUGAUGAAAAUAUCGAAAUAUAUACUGCAACUGAAAAAUCUGAAACAACCGUAACUGAAAAACUAGAUGAAUAUGAUACUAUAGUAACAAACAUAGAUAUUUCAACUAAGUUACCAGCUUUAAGCAACUUAGAAGUGACAGAUAGAAAUGUCAAUGAUUCAACUGAUUUUGAAAACAUAGAAAAUACAACAAACGAACCAAAUGCAGGUUCAUACGAUGAAAUAACUGAAUUGAUAGAAGAUUUAGAAAAUGAAGUAUCAGAAACUACAAAUAUUGAAGAAUACAAUUAUACAGCGUACAGCCUGCCUUCAAGUAUACCUGAUAAGGUAUCUCCAAGCAACGCUUGCCGCCAAAAGGAUAUUAUAUAUACGUAUAUAUUUAUAUUAUACGUCAAAGUUUUUGUAUUGUAAAUUUAUUGAAAACUUAGUAAAUGUUCUUAAGAACCGAGUAAACGCUAACCGAUUUUAUCUGUGAUAUUGUGUUAAAUGUAGAUAAUAAAUGUAGUAUUU